GGGAAAUACACAUUAGCACAACGACACGCCAAUAUUUCAUAGCUACAAGUUUCCCUCAACAGCUUAUGGACUGAUUGCCUUUGACAAUCCUCUCUUUUGCACGUUUUCUCUGUCUCUCUAUUGUUAUUGUUAUUAUUCUUGCUACUGGAGAUCGUUAAUUUAUUUGUUUCUAUUGAUCCUGAACCGUUUUUGCUUCUUCGUUCUGACAAGAGUUGCUUUCCAUGGAGGGCAGCCCUGUAAACUCCGAAAAUACCCACAACCUGGAUUCUAGGGUUUCUGAUUUCCAUCGUCCCACCAAUUCUCCUCCUUCGGAUAAUGGGAAAAUUGGGAGCCAGAAAAUGAUUAGACCUGAAGAAAGUGAUACUGGGUUAUUUGAGGAGGGGAAUGAUGAGAAGAGAGAAGAAACAAAAAUUACCCAUCAAAAGCUAGGGAAUUACUUUUAUUAUGACUCGCCUCAUUAUGAAGAAACCGGGGUUUGGAUUCCUGUUUCUGUUCCGCCCAUGAUAGAAAUUAAUCGUGAAGAGUGGACGAAUAGAGGUGGUUUUCACUCCAAUGGUGGUUAUUUUCCUGAAGGUGAUAUGGGGUGGAGUCAGUAUAUUGGAGAAGACAAGGAGUUGACUAUGUGGGAUGUGAUUGUAGAAAUUUUACUUGCAGCUCGUGGAAAAGUGAAUGCAAUCGCUUCUGGUGAUUUACAGAGGUGUGGGAUUUCGUGGUUGUCCAGCCAUCUACUUGAGCAAGCUUGGCAAGAGAUGGCCCAAACUCUCACUGAGGCUAAUUUUGGUAACGUGAGUGAAAUUCUUGAACAGGACCCUCCUAAAUGGUUGCCUGAUAGCACUGCUGCUGCUUGUAUGCUUUGUGGUGUGCGGUUUCAUCCGAUUAUGUGCUCCAGGCAUCACUGUAGGUUCUGUGGAGGAAUAUUUUGUGGUGACUGCUCUAGAGGAAGGAGUUUGUUGCCAGUAAAGUUUCGUGUCACGGAUCCCCAGCGAGUCUGUGAUGUAUGUUGUGUGCGACUCGAGUCUGUCCAAACAUAUUUGAUGGACCAAGUAAGCAAUGCUGCCCAGCUACCAACCCAUGACCUGACAGACCUCAGCACUUUGAGAUCGUGGGUUAACUUUCCAUGGGGACAGACCAUGGAAUAUGAAAUUUACAAGGCAGCAAACACAAUUCAAGGCUAUCAUAAGGUAGGUUAUUUGAAACCCGAGAAGUCAAUUCCAGAUGCCAUUCUACGACGAGCAAAAGGCCUUGCAAUUAUUACAAUUGUGAAAGUUGGGGUGAUGGUCACAUAUAAUAUUGGAACAGGACUUGUAAUUGCUCGCAGAGAAGAUGGUUCAUGGUCCCCACCUUCUGCCAUAUCUACACUCGGUUUGGGAUGGGGAGCUCAGGCUGGAGGUGAAUUGACCGAUUUCAUAAUUGUGUUGAGAACUACUGAAGCAGUCAAGACAUUUUGUGGUAAUGCGCAUUUGUCAUUCGGUGCUGGUGUAAGUGCAGCAGUUGGCAUCGCUGGACGGGCAUUUGAAGCAGAUUUACGAGCUGGUGAUGGUGGAUAUGCUGCUUGUUAUACAUACAGCUGCAGUAAAGGAGCAUUUGUUGGAUGUUCACUUGAAGGGAGUAUUGUCACUACCCGCUCAAAAGAGAAUUCCAGAUUCUAUGGGAGCCAGUCUUUAUCUGCAUCAGAUAUACUACUUAGCUCGUUGCCCAGACCACCUGCCGCCGCAAUUCUGUAUCGUGCACUUGCAGAUCUAUAUCAGAAGUUCGAGAGGUGAUUUGUUGGAGUUCAUUGUCGAAAAUAUCUGGACACAAGUCAAUGUAAAGUAAAGAAAUCCCCGGUAUACUGCUUAUCCGUGUUUGCCAAGUCAUUUGUUGCCAUUCUUUGCUCUUCUGUAAUAGUUGAUUUGGGAGGGGGGGGGAUUCCCUGCAUGAAUGUAUUGUGUAGUAGUUGUAUAUGACAAAGUCGAUGACAUGCUUGGAUGUCUAACUGUACAUACAAGACCUUCAAUGCUUUAAUGGAAUUGAAUUUAUUUCCAUGCAAUAAAAAGAAGAUUGUUCUGCUCGAA
This is a messenger RNA of Populus nigra (black poplar), 2054 nucleotides long. RefSeq lists its product as uncharacterized. NCBI's taxonomy places the organism in Eukaryota, Viridiplantae, Streptophyta, Magnoliopsida, Malpighiales, Salicaceae. Gene Ontology annotation, molecular function: metal ion binding; phosphatidylinositol binding. Bases 222 to 1763 code for a protein of 513 amino acids. The record is from RefSeq and is a predicted model, not a curated record. The transcript is spliced from 5 exons.